This is a messenger RNA of Penicillium hordei, 849 nucleotides long. Its product is annotated as fungal specific transcription factor domain-containing protein. Bases 1 to 849 code for a protein of 282 amino acids. The transcript has 3 exons. Lineage: Eukaryota; Fungi; Ascomycota; Eurotiomycetes; Eurotiales; Aspergillaceae. The record is from RefSeq and is a predicted model, not a curated record.
AUGGGGUGUCACAGUGAAUUAGGCACCAAUAAUGAUACUACAGAAGCAUCAAUCUUCCACAACUGCUUCUGCGAAAUCAGGGUCCAACUGGACCUCGUCGACAGUGGAAUCUGGAGCAUGGCUUCAUACACCCCCAGCCUAGCAAUCUCGACAACCUGGACCUGGAACCAACCACGACAUUUUGAGUCUCACAAUAGUAUAGAUAGUACAAGUGACAGCGAUAGCGAUCUAUAUUACUUCUCUGCGGAGAUCGCUAUGCGCAAAAUGCUACGGUGUUGCACCUGGUCGAUCAGCACCCUGUCCCAGGGCAGCCACGUCUACGCGCCCAUUGUCGCUGCCGAGCUGGAGCGUCAAGUAGAUGAGUGGCUGCGGAUGCUGCCAGAACCGUUGUCAUUCGUCUCUUCAAGUUCAUACAUCGGCACCUCGUGGCGGAACUCAGCGAGGAGCGAGUUCCUGCGCACGCAGUACUAUGCGUUCAAGGCGUCGAUUUACUGGCCUGCGGUCUAUGAAGCAGUCAAUGCAAGGGAGGUAAACGACGACCUCCGUCUCCACUGCAGUAAGUUCUUUACUAGCUAUGCUGAGUUUUCCGCCAGUGCUGCCGCCGCUGUAACGAUAUGCAAACCGAAUGUCUGGACUUUGUAUGCGAGUGUGUUUACCAUUUCGAUGGCUACAUUGGUAGCGCUAGAGGAACCGUGUCUAUCUGAAGUGGCAGUCCUUCCGGGGGUUGCCCGAGGUCUCGGAUUGGCUGUUGAAAUAUUUGCAAAUGUGGCGGACGUGAGCCUCUCGCUUGGGGAAAUGAGUGUGAUAUUGAACGACAGGGUCUUGCAAAGCAACGUGUCGGUGAUUUAG